AUGGUCGAAUGGAUGAGGUCGCGAAGCAGUGGCCCCGUGCACAACCGGCAGGUGUCGCCGGUUGCAUCUGAAGGUCUUCGCCGCGAGGUUAAAGCAGCUCUGGACGUCUUUGAGGAGGCGGCCUUCAGCGUCAUGGAGAAGUUGGUCCGGGCUGCCACAAACUCCAGCAGGCAAGACAACUUCCAGAAUGCAGCCACACACCUCCGACGGGCGCACCAGAUCGCUUCAAAGCACGCCUCCGACGGGCUUCUGGCAGGACGGGUCGCCCGUGCCACCAUAGGCGUUCAGUACUGCGCCCUGCUGUCCCAUGCCGCGAGACACAGCCAAGCCCUCAACGAGGCAUUGGCGGCCGUGGUGGAAGCCGAGGAAGUCUGGUGUCUUGUGAGAAGCUCGUCAGAGGCGUCCACGCAGCUGACGCGAAGAUCGGUCUGU
Messenger RNA from Symbiodinium sp. CCMP2456, 432 nucleotides. The record is from the annotation of a GenBank genome assembly. Lineage: Eukaryota; Dinophyceae; Suessiales; Symbiodiniaceae.